GUUUAGGGAUUUGAAUCUUUUGAUUGAUGCCCCUAGACUCAAGUAUUUGAAUCUCGAAGUUUUUCUAUCUAAGUGUAGAACCAUGAGCAAUUGGGAUUCCUUAACCGAGGGGGCCCUUUUUCUUUGGAGGAUAGUGAUGAUGAAGUCCGUAAUUUUUUUACCAGUAUCUCGGGAGUUAGGGAUAUGCAGAUCUCUUACGUGGCUUACGAGUUCAUGGAGCCAUUUUCACCUCAAUUUAGCAACCUGUCCUGUUUGAAAGCAGAGAUUUAUACAUUAGAACUGGAAACGCUGCCAAUGUAUCUUGCAAGCUGUCCGAAUCUAAGAUCCCUAAUCUUGGAAGUAUUAUAUCUCUCUGGGUUUGAGCAAACAAGAUUCUCGUUCGUGCCUCAGUGUUUGCUCUCAUCGCUUGAGUUUGUAGAGAUAAAAAGCAGACUCGACAAACACCCUAUCGUAACGAAACUAGUAAGUUAUUUUGUAGAAAACUCAGUAGUCCUCAAGAAACUCGUUCUGGAUCUAGCCGAAGAUUCUGUCGUCGUAAGGGACCUCCUUGCAUUGCCGAGGCGAUCUAGCGAGUGUCAAAUCGUAGUAUGUUGACCGGUAAAAU
Molecule: messenger RNA, 604 nt
Organism: Eutrema salsugineum
Lineage: Eukaryota; Viridiplantae; Streptophyta; Magnoliopsida; Brassicales; Brassicaceae
Product: putative FBD-associated F-box protein At5g22720
Exons: 3
Coding region: 184-594 (136 amino acids)
Source: RefSeq, a predicted model, not a curated record